AUGACACCAGCGUUCGUGCUGCUGCUGGGUCUGGUGAGGGCUCUGGCUGUGGCGGAGCUCACCUCGGUGUCUGGGCCAUGCUCCUUCAGCAGGGACCGUUCCCUGCUGUGCGUCGGGGGCAGAGUAACACAGCUGCCUUCAGCCCUCCCCAGAAACACCAGCCACCUGGUAAUAAAGCAAACCAACUUGAGAGAACUUCUUCAAGGUGCCUUCAGAGGUUUGAAUGAGCUCAGCAAAGUUUGGAUGGUAGAGAACGUUGUGUUGAAGAAAAUAGGGGCUUCUGCAUUUGCUGACCUCCCAAAGCUGACAGAGAUAAUCAUAACCAAGUCGAAAGACCUGGCAGUCAUCUCUAAGAAGGCCUUCAAGGGGCUACCUAAGCUACAAUACCUGGAAAUCUCUAAUACAGGGCUGACUGUUGUUCCAGACUUCAGCCAGAUCUUCUCUUCAGCUCCUCGCUUCGUUCUUGACUUGCAGGACAACAUACACAUAGAGAGGAUCCCCAGGAACGCCUUCCGUGGCCUCUGCACCGACAGCAUAGAGGAAGUGCGUCUGGCCAGGAAUGGACUACGGGAGGUGGAGAGUCACGCUUUCAACGGCACCAGGCUGGACAAACUUUCUCUCAUGGGGAACCCACAGCUCUCUCACAUCCAUGGAAACGCCUUCGCGGGAGCGGUGGGGCCGGUGUCUCUCUUCAUCUCCCACACAGCAGUGAGCUCCCUCCCUGAGUCCAUCCUGUGGGGCAUCCAGGUGCUGUCCGCUGAGUCCGUGUUCACCCUGAAGGAGCUCCCCUCCCCUGAUCACUUCCCCCUGCUGUGGGAGGCCAGCCUCACCUACCCCUCCCACUGCUGUGCCUUCCAAAACAUGCCCAGGAACAGGUCCCGUAUGAACCCCCUGUGUCAGAACCUCACGAUUAAGGACGAGCCCCACUUCCACGGAGCCUUCUGCCGCAACUCCACAGAAGUCCUCUGUAGCCCCGCCCCGGACGUCUUCAGCCCCUGUGAGGACAUCAUGGAGGGGACGGCGCUCCAGGUCCUCAUCUGGCUCGUCUCCACGCUCACGCUGCUCGGCAACGCCGCUGUGCUGCUCGUGUUGCUAGGCAGCCAGUCAAAGUUGACCGUUCCUCGUUUCCUGAUGUGCCACCUGUCGUUCGCUGACCUCUGCAUGGGAGUGUACCUGAUCGUCAUAGCGACGGUGGACCUCCGUACGCGCGGGAAGUACUACAACCACGCCAUCGACUGGCAGACUGGCUUUGGCUGCAGUGCUGCAGGCUUCUUCACGGUGUUUGCCAGUGAGCUAUCUGUGUUCACGUUAACCGCCAUCACCCUCGAGCGCUGGCACACCAUCACAUACGCCUUGCGGUUGGACCGCAAGCUCCGUCUUCAACACGCGUGUGUCAUCAUGGCGGUAGGGUGGGUGUUCUCCUCGGUGGCUGCGGUGAUGCCCGCGCUGGGAAUUAGCAGCUACAGCAAGGUGAGUAUCUGCCUUCCCAUGGAUGUAGAGACAGCCCAGUCCCAGGUGUACGUGGUGUUCCUCCUCCUGCUGAAUGUGCUGGCCUUCGUCUGCGUGUGUUCCUGCUACCUGGGGAUCUAUCUGACCGUGCACAACUCCUCGUCCACCCCGGCCCGCAGCGACGCCCGUGUGGCCCAGCGCAUGGCUGUGCUGGUCUUCACAGACUUCCUCUGCAUGGCGCCCAUCUCCUUCUUCGCCAUCUCGGCUGCCCUCAAGCUGCCUCUCAUCACCGUCUCCCACUCCAAGCUCUUGCUGGUCCUCUUUUACCCAAUCAACUCCUGCGCCAACCCCUUCCUGUACGCCUUUUGCACGCGCAACUUCCGCCAGGACUUCUUUCUGCUGGCGGCGCGCUUCGGUCUGUGUACGACCCGAGCGCAGAUCUACCGGACGGAAAGUUCCUCCAUCCAGCAACCAGCCUGGAUUCCCUCGUCGAGAACCAGCCAAGGAACACUCUAUUCGCUGGUCACGAUUAGCCAUGGCCACUAG
Messenger RNA from Hypomesus transpacificus, 1995 nucleotides. It is a transcript of the gene fshr, whose product is annotated as follicle stimulating hormone receptor. Gene Ontology annotation, biological process: G protein-coupled receptor signaling pathway. Gene Ontology annotation, cellular component: membrane. NCBI's taxonomy places the organism in Eukaryota, Metazoa, Chordata, Actinopteri, Osmeriformes, Osmeridae. The record is from RefSeq and is a predicted model, not a curated record. The transcript is spliced from 13 exons. The coding region runs from base 1 to 1995 and encodes 664 amino acids. Gene Ontology annotation, molecular function: G protein-coupled receptor activity; follicle-stimulating hormone receptor activity.